Molecule: messenger RNA, 3574 nt
Organism: Pyrus x bretschneideri (Chinese white pear)
Lineage: Eukaryota; Viridiplantae; Streptophyta; Magnoliopsida; Rosales; Rosaceae
Product: protein ALTERED PHOSPHATE STARVATION RESPONSE 1
Exons: 4
Coding region: 373-2793 (806 amino acids)
Source: RefSeq, a predicted model, not a curated record
ACAUUCUCUCUCUCUCUCUCUCUCUCUCUCACUCCUCACUCUCUCUCACAUAAACACAAACACACUGUGCACUCUCCUCUCUCUUUUCUCUGCUUUCUGUCUCUCUCUGCUGCAAGCCAACGACAAACUCCGCGCUGGCAAAGAUUCCCUUCUCCUUCCUCUCCUUUGUCCUUCGUUCCCGUUUACUUUUCUUUUAUCUUCCUCCCCACAAACCCUAAGUUCGAAAUUUUCCCGAGAAACAAACAGACAGUAACACCCAACAGCUACCAGAAUCCUAAUCCCAAUCCGCCCGCCAUGUUUCAGCUGAUCUCGCCUUAACCCACUAUCUAUUUUUCACCGUAGACUGAUAAAGUUGCCUUCUCUUCCCGCUUGAUGGGUUGCACGAGCUCCAAGCCCGACGAACUUCCGGCCGUUGCCUUAUGCCGGGAGCGCUGCGGCUUCCUCGACGAGGCGAUUCACCAGCGCUACGCCCUCGCCGAGGCCCACAUCGCUUAUAUUAGCUCCCUCAGAGAAAUCGGCCGUUCUCUGCAUCAAUUUAUCGAGCAGGAGGUGGGCAAUUCAUCCGGGUCGCCGUCCUCACCCCACCUCAACCUCCCGCCGGCCAGAAAAGGCGAGACCAAAUCCUCGCCGCCGCGCCACUCUCACUCAAAUUCAAAUUCCGGGUCCCAUCUCCACUUUCACUCUUCCGACGACGAUUCCGGCUCGCUCCACCUCUCCGGCCACUCGUCGCCACUGCACGAUACUCACUACGGCGGUCAUAUUGAUUACAUGGAGGACGGCGGGCAGGAGGGUUUCAAUUCGUACCCAGAUGGGUUUAUGCGCAUGAAUUACAUGAAGAACAAAGCGACGCCAUCUGUGGUGCAUCGGCAGAAACCCGUGAGCCCCGAAAACGUGUUUCAAUUGGGGGAAUCUUCUUCUUCGAAUUCGUAUUAUGGAUAUCAAAAUUCAAAUAGUUAUCCAGACGCUGUCUCUAAUCCUUAUGCCGAUUACGGCGGUGGGUUUAACAAUUACGGUGGUGCGUAUAAUUACGGCGGAGGGAGUAGUGGGUAUAACAAUUACGGUAAUUCUUCUCCGCCGGUCCGAUAUGGAGCACCGUCGCCACAGGCUUCGGCUUCGACCUCGUCUAAGCCACCUCCUCCGCCGCCUUCGCCGCCAAGAGCUUCAGCUUGGGAUUUUUUAAACCUAUUCGAUGUUCAGGAAAAGUACUCUGCCUACACUCCGAGUCGGGACUUGAAGGAGGUGAGAGACGAAGAGGGAAUUCCCGAAUUGGAAGACGUGGAGUACCAGCCGGAGGUGGUGAAGGAGGUGCAGAGGGACCACAAGCAUGUGGUGGAUGGCGGGAAGCAUUCUAAGGCUGUUGUGGACGAUGAGGCAGCUGAAACGCAGCCCUCCUCGGUUUAUCAAGCUCGGCCGAGCGUUGAGACUGAUGGUGGUGGGGUGGAGUAUGAAGUCCAUGUGAUGGAGAAGAAGAUUGUGGAUGAGGAGGAGACGCGCGAGGACCGUGGCAAUGGCGGAGCUGCAGCUAAAGCUCGACCGGGGUCUCGAGAUGCUUUCGAAGUUGCUCGAGAGAUUGAGAUUCAGUUUCAGAGAGCUUCGGAGUCGGGGAAAGAAAUUUCCAAGAUGCUCGAGGUGGGAAAGCUUCCCCAUGGUGAAAAACAUGUUUCUUCGCAACCUUCUACUAGUGCCGAGCCAUCGACCUCUGCUCAAGUGGCUGCUCCUGCUCAAUUGGGGUUCGAUGAAGAAUUGAUGUUGAGGUCCAAAAAUCUCUCUUCCACCUUACACAAGCUAUAUCUUUGGGAGAAGAAACUCUACAAUGAAGUAAAGGCCGAGGAAAAGAUGCGGGUGAUCCAUGACAGGAAGGUCAGUAAGCUAAAGCAUUUAGAUGAAAGGGGCGCAGAAGCUCAUAAAGUUGAUAAAACUCGAACUUUAAUAAGGAGUCUGUCCACAAAAAUUAAAAUUGCAAUUCAAGUGGUAGACAAGAUAUCUGUGACUAUAAGUAAGAUCAGGGAUGAAGAAUUAUGGCCACAACUGAACGAAUUAAUUCAGGGGUUAACCAGGAUGUGGAAAUGUAUGCUCGAAUGUCAUAGUAGCCAGUGCCUAGCAGUUAGAGAAGCCAGAGGUUUAGGUCCUAUUGGAUCUGGAAAAAAGCUUACUGAUGGUCAUCUUGAUGCCACAUUGCAGCUUGAACAUCAGCUUAUUAACUGGACUUUCAGAUUCUCUACUUGGAUUAGUGCGCAGAAGGGAUAUGUGCGAGCUUUGAACAAGUGGCUUUUAAAAUGUCUUCUGUAUGAACCGGAAGAAACACCAGAUGGAAUAGUUCCCUUUUCACCCGGUAGAAUAGGUGCACCCCCAAUUUUUGUAAUAUGUAACCAGUGGUCACAGGCUUUGGAAAAUAUAUCUGAAAGAGAGGUGGUUGAGUCGAUGCGUAUUUUCACCACAAGUGUGCUUCAGAUUUGGGAACAAGAUAAGAUUGAAAUGCGCCAGAGGAUGGUGGCAAACAAGGAUCAAGAGAAACAAGUUAAGAAAUUGGAUAGAAAGGACCAAAAAAUACAGAAAGAAAUUCAGGCAUUAGACAAGAAAAUUGUGCUAGCAUCAGGGGAUGGUGACGGACUCUCGGUUGCUGGGCAGAUUGUAUAUCAGAGUGACACUAGAAAUAGUACUUUACAGGGUUGUCUGCAACGCAUUUUUGAGGCCAUGGAAAGGUUCACCGAUAGCUCUACAAAAGUUUAUGAGGAGCUUUUGCAACGUAAUGAAGAAGAAAGGCUUGCUAGAGCAGCCGAGAGGGUUUCAUAGGGCUCUUCGGUUAGAUGGAGUUAUGACCAUCCCUUUUCAGCCAUCUAAGUGAAGAAUUUGAAAGCUCAAGAUCUUUGAGAAAAUUGUAUUCCUUGGUGAAACCUUCUUCACCACUCUUCGCCAUUUGAUGGACUGCUCUGGCUAGUGAAUGUUGCUGGCAUAAGACUUGGUUAUGAUCAGGAUCAUCUGUAAUAGCUCAGCAAGAAGCCAUUGCUUGCGGCUUUACAUCGACGGUGCAAGAUGUUUAUCUAGGUCGACUCUACAGUUUUAAUUUAAUGAGACGACCAACACCGUUGAUUCACUAUUUACACAAGCAAAGACGAAGGGCAAGCACAAGAUAAGUUAUUACGGAUUAUAUAUCCGCUUUGUCCACUGACCGAUAGCAGAAAUGAUUCCAAAGCCGGUUCAGGCCAAAGUGUGCUGAAGCGAUGGUUGCUUGUGCAAUCAAUCGCAGUACGAGAGACUCCCUCUGCUCUAUGAAUCAGCCAAGUCUACUUUCUGUGGAGGUCCUUGACAUAAAAGUUGCAAUUUGCAGCGUACGAGCGACAUGGAAACAAAAACAAGGGUCGGAGCUGCAUUCGCCAAUGAAAAGGGCAAAAGUUUGCACGACUGGGGCCAAAAUAAUUCAAGUAAGCGGAUGUCCUUUUCGGUUUUGUGAUGGCGAUGAGUUUCAGUGCAGUAGUGGUCUGUGUAUGGGCUGCUUUGAGUGACGCAAGUCCCGUAUGUGCCCAUAACAUAAUAUUAGAUGAAUUUGUAUAAAUAAAUUUAAUAUUCUUUCCUC